GGCCAGUCUACGAUAGAUCUGAUGUCAGUGACUUGUUAUUAUUUUUUUUUUACUUUAAUUUCUUAAAUAAUUUUUCACGAAAAUGGAGGCAUUGCGUCGUUGACUCUCGAAAGUUGUCUUCGUAACAGGCUGGAGCAGCCUCGCGAGAUGGAGAGCGGGGGCUCGGACACGAUGAAGGAUGACGAUGAGGUGCUGUGGGAGAACGUGGAGAGCAACCGUAACAUCCUCAGCCGCUACAUCAACCCCAACAAGCUGACCCCGUACCUGCGCCAGUGCAAGGUCAUCGACGAGCAGGACGAGGAUGAGGUGCUGCACUCGCACAUGCUGGUGUCCAAGGUCAACCGAGCAGGUCGACUGCUGGACAUCCUGCACACUAAAGGUCAGCGGGGUUAUGUGGUGUUUCUGGAGAGCCUGGAGUUUUAUUACCCUGAACUCUACAAACUCAUGACAGGGAAGGAACCUACGCGAAGGUUCUCCACUAUUGUUGUGGAGGAGGGCCAUGAGGGCCUGACUCAGUUCCUGAUGAAUGAGGUCAUCAAGCUGCAGCAGCAGGCCAAGGACAAGGACGUGCAACGCGUGGCCAUCAUGGGCAAAAACCGCACGCUUGAAGAUGAGCACAAGAAGCUUCGCCUGGCCAACCAAGAGCUGCUUACCUUCCAGGAGCGCUACAACAAGAUGAAGGAGGAGCGCAACAACUACAAUGAUGAGCUCAUCAAGGUGAAGGACGAGAACUACAACCUGGCCAUGCGGUAUGCCCAGCUGAGUGAGGAGAAGAACAUGGCCAUCAUGCGGAGUCGAGACCUGCAACUGGAGAUAGACCAGUUGAAGCACAAACUCAACAAGGUUGAGGAAGAGUGUAAAAUGGAGAGGAAGCAGUCACUGAAGCUGAAGAAUGACAUUGAAAACCGUCCCCGCAAAGAGCAGAUCUUUGAGCUGGAGCGGGAGAAUGAGGUGCUGAAGAUGAAAGUGCAGGAGCUCCAGUCCAUCAUACAGCCAGGAAAGCAGGUGCUGCCGGACUCUGAGAAGGCCAUCUUGGACAUCCUGGAGCACGACCGUCAAGAAGCUCUGGAGGACCGCCAGGAGCUUGUGAACAAACUGUACAACCUGCAUGAAGAAGUGCGGCAGGCUGAGGAGCUGAGGGACAAGUACCUGGAGGAAAAAGAAGAUUUGGAACUGAAGUGUUCCACGUUGGUGAAAGACUGUGAAAUGUACAAGAACCGCAUGAACACAAUCACAAUCCAGCUUGAGGAGGUGGAACGAGAGAGGGACCAGGCUUUCCGUGCCCGGGACGAGGCUCAGAACCAGUUCUCGCAAUGCUUGGUCGACAAGGACAAGUACCGCAAGCAGAUUCGCGAGCUUGAAGAACGGAGCGACGAGUUGCACAUCGAGAUUGUGCGAAAGGAGGCCAAGAUCGUCAACCUAGAGUCUAAACUGAGGCGCCUCUCCAAGGACAACGGGCUGGACCAGAGUUUGCCCCGUGACGUUCCAGCCACCAUCAUAUCCCAAACGUUCAUCCAGUCCGACCCUAAGCCAGACUGUCAGUUUGAGGACUCUGGCGAUGAGUCUCCCGAUGAUCACAAGUUCUUCCUCCCAGAACCUCGGCUUAAACGGAGGCCCAACCUCAAGGGAGUUGGGCUCUCAAGAGCGAAGUCUCCUGUCACUGCUCCUAAAACACUGGAUUUUCAAGGUGCACUAAACACAAAUGGAGACCUGUCGGAUGCACCCAGCACAGAUACAAACUCUGUAGCCACCAGCUCUACCAACACUCCUGUCACUCCAACUGGAACAGCAGAGAUACUCAAUAAGCAUCUCCUGCGGUUUCGCAAUGACAGUAUAAUAUCCACAGUCCCUGAGCCACCAGGAAAUGACUCCAUUGUCAGGAGGAACAAGGAAGGAGAGCAAGAUAUCCUACCCAGAAGCCUGUCUGACUUUGAUUGUGACAGUGGUGACAACAUGGAACUUUGUGAUGAAGAUGCUGACAGGUUCUCCCAUGGACCUCCGUCCAUUCACUCCUCCUCAUCCUCCCAUCAGUCAGAGGGCUUGGAGCUGGACCUGGAACAAGUCAACAACAUCUUCCGAAAGUUCUCCUUGGAAAGACCCUUCCGGCCCUCUCUCACCUCCUUCACUCGAGUCAGCAGCACCCUCCGUCCCGUGCAGGACCUGUCCCUCCCUGGGGACUCCUUCCUGUCUGAAGUUACGCUGGUGGGAGGAAAUGCCAGCGGCAUCUUCAUUUCCUCCGUCCAGCCAGGAUCCAAUGCCGAGAGGGUCGGUCUGCGAGAGGGACACCACCUCCUACUGCUGGAGGGCUGUGUUCAUGGAGAAAAUCAGAGUGUCCCUCUCGAUACCUGCACUAAAGAGGAGGCCCACUGGACCCUGCAGAGGUGCAGUGGAAUGAUCAAGCUGCAUUUCAGAGCCAACUUCGAUGGUUACAGGAAGCUUCAGAGGGAGAUAGAGGAGGGCACGCUGGUGUCCGGGGAUUCCUUCUACGUCCGCCUCAACCUGAGCCUGUCGGGCCAGUGGGACAGCUGCUCCAUGUGCGCGCGCUGCGACGACAUCGUCCACGUGCUGGACACCAUGCACCAGGAGAAGAACGAGUGGCUGUGCGCGCGGGUCGACACCUUCACCGACAAGGACCUGGAGAAGGGCUCCAUCCCCAGCUACUCCAGGGCCCAGCAGCUCCUCCUUGUGAAGAUUCAGAGGCUGGUGUGCAGAGGGAGCCGGGACGAGACGGACAGCCUGCGUGGGCUCAGGAAUAUGUUACAGCCGGAGGAAUCCCCGCCUCCUCCUGAUCCCAAGUCCAGCCCUCGACUGUCCCGCGCAAGCUUCUUCAUUGGUCAGAUCUUACAGUUUGUCAGCAGGACCGAGAACAAGUAUAAGAGGAUGAACAGCAACGAGAAGGUCCGGGUCGUGAGCGGAGGAAGCUCCACACUUCCCAGGCCCGGGUUCGACAGCAUGAAGCAAGAAUACUCGGACACAGAGAGUGAUCUGAGCAAGAGCUUAAACCUGAUCCCCUAUUCCCCGGUGACCCCUUACCGCUCUCAGCGUAAGAGGCCAGUCCUCUUUGCCCCCAACAUUCUGGCCAAAACCAUUGUGCAGAAGUUCCUCAAUUUAGGAGGAGCUAUGGAGUUCAACAUAUGCAAGCCAGACAUUUUGUCAAAAGAAGAGUUUCUGUUCAAACAGAAGAUAGAGCCCAUUAUUUAUUCCAAAGAGAAGCAUGCCAGUACCUAUGAGUGCAUCACUCCUGAAAAUAUUGAAGCUGUUGCUGCCAAGAAUAAACACUGCCUGCUGGAAGCUGGCCUCAGCUGCACCAAAGACUUACUCAGAAGAGAAAUCUAUCCCAUCAUCAUCUUCAUCAAAGUCUGUGAGAAAAACAUUAGGAGAUUAAGGAGGCUGCCAUUGAAGGUGGACUCAGAAGAAGAGUUCCUGAAGACAUGCCGUAUGAAGGAGAAGGAGCUGGAGGCUCUUCCUUGCCUCUAUGCCUCUGUGGAGCCGGAUUCUUGGAGCGGGGUGGAGGACCUACUCAAAGUCAUCAAGGACAAAAUCUUCGAGGAGCAGAGGAAGACUGUCUGGGUAGAACAGGACCUCCUUUAGGAAAUGUCGCCAUUGUUGCCACAGUGGCGUCUUACUGGUAGACCGGAAUUGUCAGAUAUGACAGUUCAAUGGAACCCAAUGUGUCACUCUGUCCAGCUUUGUUGGAAUCCUUAAUGGAGUACGAGUGAACAGGAAAAUGACACGAGCAGGCUGUUCCAUAAGGUAUGUGCAGCCAGUGAAUGCUAUGGAGAACUUCUUGGGCCAGGGAGCAGAAUAGUAUUGAACGCAGAGAGAUGGGUUCUCAGAUAAAUAAUGGAGAAGUUAAGGAACAGUGUGGAAUAUUACAGUACAGGUGUGGUAUAUAUCCAGGGUGCCUUUUCUCUGCAGCCAUUCCAGUAAAAUAUAAAUAUACCUACUCCAUCUAUAAAGGAAAAUAAGACACCGGCCUUUGCUCUUGAUGUGAUAUAUCUGUGUGGACUAGCAAUGAAGGUACUGCUGCUGCUGUCUUCAGAAAAAAAUGGUUGAAGGACAUAUUCAAAAAAUGUAUUGUGCAAACCGAAGUAUCGCCUAAUUUGGAGAUAAAAAGAAUGAAUUCUGAAGCUUCACCAGUAUUUAAUGAAAAUUAGACUAUGCAGUCAAAAUAUGACAUUUCACUCUGUAGGUAAACACAGCCCGAGGCACCCAUUAAUUACUAAGAUUAUUUUCGCAUUUAUGUCAUCUCACUGCAUAAUUACAGUUUGUUCAUCAUACAGUAUUUAUUUACUGCUAUUUAUUUAUCUGUUCUGCCAAAAGCAGUCUGAAGCACACAUUAUGGCAGCAGAUAUUUUUUUCUUCACCCACGCCACCCAACGUAUAAUAAACUUUUGUAACUGAGAAAUGGAAACAGUGAUUUGCAACAGUUUUUCAAGUACACUUUUCAGAUUAAUUUAAUAAUACUUAUGUGCAUGGCUCCAAAUGUAAUG
This is a messenger RNA of Megalops cyprinoides (Indo-Pacific tarpon), 4493 nucleotides long. Its product is annotated as caspase recruitment domain-containing protein 11-like. Gene Ontology annotation, molecular function: protein binding. Gene Ontology annotation, biological process: regulation of apoptotic process. The transcript has 24 exons. The record is from RefSeq and is a predicted model, not a curated record. NCBI's taxonomy places the organism in Eukaryota, Metazoa, Chordata, Actinopteri, Elopiformes, Megalopidae. Bases 148 to 3591 code for a protein of 1147 amino acids.